Molecule: messenger RNA, 3544 nt
Organism: Archocentrus centrarchus (flier cichlid)
Lineage: Eukaryota; Metazoa; Chordata; Actinopteri; Cichliformes; Cichlidae
Gene: inka2
Product: inka box actin regulator 2
Exons: 2
Coding region: 226-1545 (439 amino acids)
Cellular component (GO): nucleus
Molecular function (GO): protein serine/threonine kinase inhibitor activity; protein kinase binding
Source: RefSeq, a predicted model, not a curated record
UAAACACAUUUUCGUCAUCAGGAUUUAAGCCACAAGAUUCGCGUCAUUACGAGCCGCGCGCGCAUUCCUCAGCAGGAUCUGCGCAUCUUCAAUUGCAAAUUGUUUUCUGCUCUUCACGAAGAGCGCUGUUUUAAAAGCGUCCACAGUCAUGUUCAAGCGGCGAUUGGCGAAGCGCUUCAGCUGAAUUAUUGUCUUUCAAGAAAAAAAAAAAAGAAAGAAAGAAAAAUGGAACAGCGGCUCUCCAAACAAGAAAGCAAAAACAUGGAUGCGUGUCUAAGACGACUGAAGCAAGAACUGUUGUCUAUGAAAGAAGCUGGAGAUGGCCUCCAUGCUCAGAUGAAUUCAAUGAUGGGAGCCCUUCAGGAACUCAAGCUCCUUCAGGUCCAGACAGCACUAGAAAACCUUGAUAUUUCGGGGCGGCCCAUUAACCGAGGAAUGCCCCAUCCUGCUUCCACUGCUGCUGCUGCUGAACCAUCAGCUGCAGCAGCAUCAGCUUCUGGAAACGUGUGUUGUAUCAGACAAAUCAUGCCCCAGCAGCCCAGUCCGAGUCCCAUGCCAAGUCCAAGGCAGUCUCUGGAAAGCAGAAACUCGACUAGUCCAUCUGAAAACAGAAGCAGCUUGGAAACCUCAUCUUCCUCAGCAUCCAGUCUAAAGAGUGAGAGUGAAAGAAGCGAAAGAAGUGCACGAAGCGCAAGAAAUGCAAGAAGCGAAAAUGACCUUGAGUCUAUACCAAGGAGGUGGUCAGGAUAUACCGCCCCUCAGGUGGAUUUCUGCGGACCAGUUGUAGGAAAUCCUCCACCAGAGCCCUACCCUAGCUAUCCACAGGCUCCCCAUCGUGCACAGGUAGUGGACCUGCCUGGAAUACUGUACAGUCUCUCAAGAGAGGGUCCUUCCUUAGAUAGUGAUUACUCCCAAGACAGCAUAGACGACGCCAGUGACUGGACUUCUUCACUCAUGAGCCGCUGCCGCAACCGUCAACCCUUAGUCCUGGGCGACAAUGUAUUCGCAGACCUUGUAGGCAAUUGGCUGGACCUGCCUGAGGUGGAGAGGGAGGAAGGAGAAGAAGAGGAAAGGGCAAAGAGGAGAGAGGAGAGGAUGGAUGGAGGGCCAGAAAGACCAGACACCCCGGCUCACCCUCUACGUCUUAGCCGCUCACAGGAGAUCUGCAAAAAGUUCUCAUUCACCACAAACAUCUUCAAGAAGUUCCUGCGAAGUGUCCGGCCUGACAGAGACAAGCUGCUCAAAGAAAGGCCCGGCUGGAUGGCUCCUGAACUCCCAGAGGGUGAUCUCUUUAAAAGGCCGAAGAAACUGCUUCCUAAAAAUUCAAAAGGCAGCUUUUACCUGCCAUUCUGGGCGAGUGGACAGCAGGGCAAAAGUAGCACGUGUAUGCAUCUUCCAGAGACAGAGAGGAACCACCACCACCAACACUUCCACCAGUUUUACCAGCAGCCAUUUGCAGGGAUUUAUUUAGACAGAAGGCAGCCAGAGACUGGUCUGGAGAAAAUGCAGCCCUUGUUUGACUACAACACAGCUGUGUGGGUCUGACAGUGAGUCUCUGGCCAACAGACUGCCAGUGAUGCCAGAUUGAGUGUGUGACAGGUGCUGUAGGAUUUUGGCUGUGAUAGAGGAGGGCGAAUGAAUGAGACACUUGGACACAUUUAACUUCCAAAAAAAAAAAAAAAGAAACUGCUAAAUUCACACCCACAUCAUGUUUCUCCUGCGACUGAGAGAUUAUCAGGGCAACAUUUUGUCUGACAAUCCAGAAACCUAGACCUCAUUUGAUGUGUCCGUGUGGGUGUCUGAGAAAGAAUGAGACUUUUUUAGGGUUUAUGGUGCAACUUUUGUAUUAUUCAAACUUCUUCACAUGUGCGCAUGUAUGACUGGAUGUUCUUGUUGUCCUAAAAGACGGUACUUUGAAAAAGACACCACUCUCAGAAUGUCACCACCAAUUCAACUCUUUUUAAUGCAGACUUUUUCCACUUCUGUUCAACAGGGCAUACUCUUAAUGUAUUUCACUUAUUUGCAUUUAUAAAUAGCAACACCAACUGUUGAACUGCAUGGUUACUGUUUUUAUAAGUGAUGCUACAAACAGCUGUUACUGAACGCACUGCCACUAAACAGUCCUCAGCUUCCUUUAUAGUUCCACUAGGCUGUAACAAAACUCAUGUCUAAACGAACUUGUUUUGUUCACCUUGCUCAGGGAGCGAAUGCCACACAGGAGAAAGCACUGCCACAUUUAAAAAAAAAAAAAAAAAAAAAAGGGUUUCCAAUAUAUUUUAUGGUUUUAUCUUGCUUAAAAAGCAUAACAGCAAUACGGUGCAUGACUAGUUCAAAGUUUGCCCCAUUAAACUUUGAGAUCUGUCCCUCGCAAUCAGCAGUGCUGUGCUUGCUGUCAUGUUGGAAAUGCUCACUUUUCUUCUCUGUUAUGUAGACAUGGCAAAUGUUGAGUCAACUGAAAGUCCUCGUGGGCUGCUACACAGAGAGGGGGGGGGGGGGGGGCAAAGAUGGCACAGCCAACCCCAAGUACUGACUAACUGACAGCCAUCUGGUACUCAGACGUUAUGUAAAGCUUGUUUGCCAUAAGCUUAAAGAUGCAAAAUGGGCUUGUUUAACCCCAGAGCUCCGUGAAUUAACUGAUGACUGUGUUACAUACUGUAUAUAUGCAGGUGAAUACAUUACAGGGCUGUAACAGAUAUAGGACCCAUAAUCUGUGAGGGGCAGGACAAACUGAACAGGUUAAAUGUACAGAACAUUGUACAUAUUUGUCAUCAACAGCAGCAAUAAGACUCAUUUACUAUAAUAUCCCAUUGCAUGAUUUUCAUUAUUCUGCACAGGUAAAUGUCACAAUAACAGCAGCUAAUGUAAACUUUGCUAUAGCUCUUGUACUUAAACUACAAACUGAUAAGUUCAUCUCUGAUCUACAGUAUUUAUUCUCCUGUAUCAUAAAAAACAGUAUUUUUCAUUUCAAGCAACAUCAUAACCGUUCAAAUCAAACUACAGCUUCCUUCACUAAUUCCCUCAGGGUCACAGAAGACACUGCCCACUCUCGAUUCGUUGUUUUUAUUAAGGGACCACUGAUAUGCAAAGACAAUCUGAUAUUUUUUAACUUAUUAUUGAGGAAAAAAACAUUGUUUUCACUCAGUUUUUAACAUGAUACCAGACCAAGAAUCAUACCCAGCAGGGAUUAGGCCUCAGAGGUCUUUUGAGUGUCUCGGCCAGUCGAUCCAUAUGGUGCUGUCUCUGUCUCAGUAAUCAGGUCAAUACAUACACUGCACAGUGAGAGGGUCCAACACACACACAGACGGUUUCUUCUGAGACAGUCGUGCCAUGAAGUGCAGUCUGAGAUGUCGUAUCACAUAGUAUAUGUAUGUAAAUGUAACAUUUAUUUCUUCCUAUUAAAGCUGUCUUCUGAGUGUGAUUCUCAGCACUGUUGUUGAUAUUUUUCCAUCAAGGUUCUGAGAACCUUCAGUGGUGAUCAUGUGUAAUGUGCACUGUAAAACUGUCACUGACUCUGUAAAUUAAAUUUGUUUUCAGAAAGAAGAAA